AUGUCUUCAACUCAACUUCCAUGGCAUGCAAUGUAUCCUGUUCCAAGAAGUGUCGCGCCCUUUCUAUCUCGUCAGGAGCUAUUACAGUGGUUUCAGGCAGGUAAACAAACCGGAAAGGACUUUGUCCUCGUAGAUUUGCGGCGCACUGAUUUCGAGGGUGGCACAAUCCGAGGAUCGUUGAAUCUCCCUGCUCAGAGUCUAUACUUAGCUAUUCCAACAAUUUAUUAUCUUUUAGUAAACAGCAAAGUGGAACAUGUGAUUUGGUACUGCGGAUCGUCAAGAGGCCGUGGAACACGCGCGGCAUGCUGGUUUGCAGACUACCUCGAAGCACAGCAGGAGACAACACUGAAGAGCCUGGUACUUGAAGGGGGAAUUAAAGGCUGGGCCACGGCAGGGCCAGAAUACACAGAAUUUAUGGAUGAGUAUGACGCGUCAGCCUGGAUGAAGUAA
Molecule: messenger RNA, 450 nt
Organism: Aspergillus tanneri
Lineage: Eukaryota; Fungi; Ascomycota; Eurotiomycetes; Eurotiales; Aspergillaceae
Product: putative arsenate reductase (Arc2)
Exons: 3
Coding region: 1-450 (149 amino acids)
Cellular component (GO): nucleus; cytoplasm
Molecular function (GO): protein tyrosine phosphatase activity
Source: RefSeq, a predicted model, not a curated record